AUGUACAUCUCUUCCAAGAAUGUUAAGCUGUUGCAUUAUCGUCUCAGAAGGAUAAAGCCACAGGGCAAGGUCACGCUCCUGAGGUUGGGGGUGAGGGCCUCCACUAAGGAGCUGGCCUUUACUGUGCAAAGCAUCAGAGGAGAGGUGGGAACUGAAACAGGAAACCAGAGACUAGAUGGCCAGGAGGGGGAACUGCAGAUUCAGUCUCAGCAGAAAAAUGCCAAAAAGCAAGCUGGACAAAAGAAGCAAGGACAUGACCAAAAGGCUGCUGCCAAAGGUGCCCUAGUAUAUACCUGCACUGUCUGUAGGACACAAAUGCCAGACCCUAAGACCUUCAAGCAGCACUUUGAGAAUAAGUAUCCUAAGACUCCACUUCCUCCAGAAUUAGCUGAUGUUCAGGCAUGA
This is a messenger RNA of Balaenoptera ricei (Rice's whale), 405 nucleotides long. Its product is annotated as zinc finger protein 706-like. The transcript has 2 exons. The coding region runs from base 1 to 405 and encodes 134 amino acids. Lineage: Eukaryota; Metazoa; Chordata; Mammalia; Artiodactyla; Balaenopteridae. The record is from RefSeq and is a predicted model, not a curated record.